This is a messenger RNA of Plodia interpunctella (Indianmeal moth), 5379 nucleotides long. It is a transcript of the gene cutlet, whose product is annotated as cutlet. Gene Ontology annotation, molecular function: ATP hydrolysis activity; ATP binding. The record is from RefSeq and is a predicted model, not a curated record. NCBI's taxonomy places the organism in Eukaryota, Metazoa, Arthropoda, Insecta, Lepidoptera, Pyralidae. The transcript is spliced from 17 exons. The coding region runs from base 259 to 2811 and encodes 850 amino acids.
UCUCCCGGUUUUUGUUUGGUUUGUUUUCUAUUCUAUUUUAAUUUUGGCUGUUUUUUUUACAUUAUAAAUACACUAUAAAUAAUAAUACAUUAUAAAUACACUUACAAUAUGUUUAUUUUACGAUUGCAAUUGGGACUUAGUUUACUAAUAGUGGAUUUAAAAAAGUAAUAUAGUAACUUUUAGGACGAAGCUAUAUAACAUCGGAUAGGGUUAGAUUUUUUGUUUUCAUAUUCAUAAUUCGGAAUAAUUCUUACUAAAAUGAGUGACUAUCCUGAACCUGAUGAAGAGUAUGAGCUCAUGUAUGCCGAUGAAUUUGAAUUGAUGCGUGAAUCUGAAGAAAACUUAGAGCCAAAUGUAAUCAAGAAAAAGCAGCUUCCAGCAAAGCGGAGCCUGGACUUCUCCAGUCCCAUACAGAAUAAAACGAAACCAGUUCAAGAUGCAGUUGAAAGUCUACCACUAACUCCCAACCUACCAGCUGAAGAAGAUAUCUCCCUCACACCUGUGUCAAGCAAAAGAACUGCUGAUGAUUUAUUUGGUGAUAUUGAUGAUAUAAACUUUGAUGAGGCAGAGCUGCCUAGUAAGAGGCAGAAGACUGAGGAGGAGAAUGACAUGGAACUGAUAAACAGGAUUAUUGAGAGUAGGAAGCUUAAGCAGAUGCUGUUGGAGCCUUUGAGAGCACAGAGUAAUGUCAAGCCAGUGUUCAAUACUAAGGAUAAUAUAUCUAUGGAUAUUCCAAGGUGGGCAUUUAUGCCAGUAACAAAUUCAGAUGGUGACAGAUUCUAUGUGAGGCUGGAGUCAGAAGACACCUGGGAAAAAUCCUUGAAUGUAGCCUCGGAGCAGAUGUCUCUACGGACCACAUAUUCCAAGGCUUGGGAGGAGGCCCAAAAGUUUCUAGAAGAGAAAGAACAGAAGCAGCAAACACAACUAUCACAAGAGUUCCUGCCGGACAUUGAGAUGGAUAUCAAUGGCAACAACCUGUGGGUGGAGAAAUACAAGCCCAAGUCUUAUGUGGAUCUGUUGUCUGAAGAACCGGUUAAUAGGGCUUUGUUGCAUUGGUUACAUUUGUGGGAUAAGAUAGUGUUCAAAAAAGAAGUGAAAAACACACAGCCUCAACAACGCAGCACGUUUGUCAAACGCACCGGUCAGUUUCAAAUGACGAACAAUUGGAAGGGGAAGAAGGAGACGGAAUCGGAAAUUGAUGAAGAUGGCCGCCCGCACCACAAGGUGGCGCUAUUGUGCGGGCCGCCGGGGGUCGGGAAGACGACGCUUGCACAUCUAUUAGCCAAGAUGGCGGGCUACAGGCCCGUAGAACUGAAUGCGUCGGACGAGAGGAGUACAGAGGCUUUCCGCACCGCGUUACAGAACGCCACACUAAUGCAAUCUGUGUUAGAUAAAGACAGACGACCUAAUUGUCUCAUUCUAGAUGAAAUAGACGGUGCACCUUUGCCAUCAGUAGAACUGUUAGUGAAGUGGUGCACUGCCACAGUUGCGGACGGUAAGAAGAAGGCGAAGUGCCAGCCUCUGCGGAGGCCUGUUAUUGCUAUCUGCAACAAUUUGUAUGCGUCGUCCUUGAGGCCUUUGAGGCCCGUGUCCCACGUGGUGCAGAUGGGCGGGGUGUCGCUGAGCAGACUGAGCAGCCGACUGAGCGCGGUGAGCGCGCGCGAGGGGCUGCAGGCGGCGCCGCACGCGGCCGCGGCGGUGGCGGCGCGCGCCGGCGGCGAUGUGCGCGCCGCGUUACUGCUGCUUAGAUUCGUUCACGCCGACCGUGCUGCUCAGCUAAAAAUAGAAGACGUAAUGAACGCCUCCAUAGGCACUAAGGACUGCAACAAGAGCAUAAUACAAGCGCUGCAAGCGAUAUUCACAGUUAAUGAUAAGGACGCGAGUGUUAUCACCAAGACAGUACAGGCUGCGGGGGAUUAUGACAGGUUAAUAGACGGAAUAUUCGAGAACUAUUUAUCAGCCCGCGUGGAUUCCCGUUUACUGAUCGCCUGCGAAACGUUAUCCUGGCUCAGACUCUACGACGUCAUCAACGGCUGGACUCUGCGGAAUCAGAACUACUCGCUCUAUGGGGCGUUACCUUUGUGUAUUACAAGGUGUCACUCGUUGCUGGCUUCCAGAACACCGCAAAGGGUGAAAUUUCCUCUGCAAGCUCAAGAGAUGUACCGAAAGAAACUAGAACUAGACAGCAUAGUGGAAUCAGUGUGGAGCGGUAGUUCUCCAUUCGUGAUUUUACCCAAAUGUGCCUUAAGACUGGACUUAUUGCCGAUCCUACCUUAUUUAUUUUCUCCUACGCUUAGAUCUGCUAACAUUCAGUUGUGCAGCGAGCACGAGCGCAAAGCUCUGCGCGCGUGCGCGGGCGCCGCGUGCGACUACGGCCUGCUGCAGCACGAUGUCUUCCGGCUGGCUUUCUGCGGCAAUGAAGAAAAAAUACGUCCGUCGCCGGCGAUCAUGCAGGCGAUAGCGCGCGAACAACAGCUCGAACUCAUCCGGAGGAAUGAAGAAAUGGCAAACAAAAUGAGCGGCAGCAUAAAGUCAAGCCAGAGUACCAGGACAGCAGAAGCUAGGGAGAGGUCGACGGCCGCCGGGGAAACUCGACUGCCCAACCAUUUGCAGAGGCUGCAACCGAAGGAAGUUGAAAAAUGUGCUCCUCAAGUACACAAAGAUUUCUUCGGUCGGAUAGUGCCUUUGUCGCAGGUGCAGCGAACAGAGGCAGUACCCGAUGUCAUAUCAUCAAGUAACGUGUUCUACCAGUACAGGGAGGGAUUCAACAACGCUGUGCGACGCAACGUGCGCACCAGGGACUUGUUGUAAUACAGGCUACAUCGCGAAACUGUUGGCAGCCUCUGUAUACAUUGCUGGUUUUUCAUUGCGGUAAAGAGAAGCUCUCAUACAAACUGAGCAAUGUUCUGUUCGCGUCGGUAUCUGUUCGGUGAUAGUGUGUAGCCGACAUGUCCAGGAGUCGAAGCGACAAAGUUUUGAUGCAAAGACUUUGCAUCAAAGUGCAAGUGCUAACGGCUUAACAUGCCUUUCGAAGCAGGAAGAAGCUUGAAAUAAUACAUUUGAACUCACACAUGUCGUAACCGACCAGUAUAUUAUGAAGUGUCAAAAUCGUCAAUUCAAAACACAAGGUGCAGUGUCAUUUUAUAUCCUUGUUCGAAUAUACAGGGUUACUUAUUAGAUACCUCUAACGCAUAACCUUCCAAAGGCGCAUAAGGUACAUAGAGACUAACACCUUUUGUUUUACGACUUUUGUCCAAACGUAAUAAAUACAAAAAUUUUCCUUUAUUAGUUUUAAUGUCGUUUCUGUAAAACGUUAACUCUAUGUCCGAUUCCGCUACAAAACGCUACUGUACUGUCUCGUGUUGCUUGGCUAUUACAUGGAGUUAUGAUUAUCGCAAAUUAGAUUGUAUUUUUUAAUGAAAAAAAAAAGAACGAAAAGAACACGAAAAGUCGUAGAAUAAAAGUUGCUUGUUUUGAUGUACCCAAAUAGUCUUUAGGAGGUUUUGCGUUUGAUACCAGUAAUCAUGUAUAGAAAGAAGUAUUCGGUAUCACUUGCUGAUAAAGUAUCUGAUAGCCUGGUAUAUGUCACUUUGGACGGGUAGCGGUAACAAUAUGGAGAGUAUAGGUAUCUAUGAAUAUGUUUAACUGACCUAUAACAUCUGGCGGAUUUAUCUUUUAGUUAGUUUAUCUGACAGUCUACACUAUGAUAUAUUAUCAGAAAGUGGUGACACUGGCCUUAAAUAAUAUAAAUCUCAUAUACCACCUGUUCACAUAUUCCCUAAUGUAAAUAAACGUUCAACUUCACUUGUGAAUGUGCGAAACGAAUGUGCUUACGUUACGGUUAGAAGAGGCACCUGCGCUCGAAGUUUGAAAAUAAAUCGCGAUGCACACAUGCGAAAUCGGAAAUAAAUCAUUUUUUAUUUUCGCACUAGAUCCCAAUGGCCACAUUGUGGCAUUAAUUUGUAGUCUAAGAACUUCAUUUUCUUAAAGAAACAGACAAAAACUUAAGAAACAACAGAGAAAAAAACUUAAACAGAGAAAAAAACUUAAGACAUUAAAACAUUAUUUACCAACAUUUGUUGGUGUUAGCAUUCAAAUACCUACAUACAUGCAUUUGAUAAUAAAAUUGAGUCAGUAAUUGCGUAUCGGUGUAGCCGCUCGCUGCUUAUUAAUAAACAAAAGACCCAAAACAAUUUAACCACAAAACAUCUAUUUCACAAUUAAGUGUCAUCAAAAUGUUUCGUUAACAUUCUGUAAUCAUUACAGUUUAUAAUAUUAGCUAAUAUAUUUUAACCAAAAAAAUUCUUAUAUAAAAAAGCAAAAUAUACUUUUGGAUCGUAAUCAUGUAACUAAACGCAAGAAAAUCCAAGACAAUAAAUUGUACAAAGUAGAGAAACAGUCGUGGAUCUUAAGUUGGGACAUUAAUCAACAAUUAUACCACAAUCCACUCGUCGCAAACAACGCCGACGUGUUUAUGACUAAAGUUGUAUCAAAAUGGAGUAUCGCAAUUAGUGAAACUAGAAUUUAAAAUAUGUACAGUCGACCGCACAUCAACCUAUCCAUUUUUUUUCUCUGUAAUAUAACAAUAGUACAUAAUAAAGUUUCAAGGUUAAAAGGUGCUUUUAAUAUAGUCGCAAAAGAUCCAUUAGGGGUAGUUGUUGUCCUUGAUACAGUUAAAAUGCAACUACAGAAAAAGCGAUUAUCAAUCACGCCAAAUCGACUGUACGGAAUUCAAUAAAAUUUGGUACCACUCUAUAUGGUUAAAAUAAAACGUACUUCUACUUAUCUCGAAAUAUGGGAUAUUUCUUCUAUAAAUUUAUCUUCAUUACAUACUUUUAAUCGGAAAAAGUGAGAAUUCUAGACAAAGACUCUAGGUAAAGGUGACAUUAUUAACUUGGUUGUAAAAAUACUACAUCAAAAACUAACUUUCGAUCGUUCGAGUGUUGUCUAUUUAAUUCUAAUUCAUGUAUUUUUCGUUAAAUACUGCACUGGUAGCUGGAAAAUAGUCAUAAAUUACUAAAAUUUCUAAACAAAUACCGUUUUAUUUAAAACUUUUUGCAUAAAAACCAAGUAAACGUUUGUCUAAAAAAUGAUUAAUGUGUAAACUUGUAAAUGGCGAGAGACGAUAACUCCACUCUCGUAUACUUAAAUGAAACAGCUGUUUGAAAACUCCUUUUUAUUAUAAAGUUCUAUCAUAAAUUACACGGUUUGUCUAAUUAGUUUUUUUGAUGAAAAUCUUUGUGUUAUGUAAGAAUUAAUAGGGACUUAAAUAAUGUCUUUAGAUGUAAGUAGUAACAGUUUUGUAAAAGAUUUAGAAUAAGACAAUGUUUUUGAGAUAUUUAUUUAGUUUUAUACCAACUAUUUAUGUAAAUAAAGCCU